AUGAGUCUGCCGAGGCCUUCUGGCAUCAAACAGCCCACCCGUAUUAGUAGACCAUCUGGGUUACCCACAGCUCGACCCCAGACUCCAUCAGGAGGGAACAGUACCAACCACUCACAGAACAGUGUUACUGGAUCCAACACAAAAGCCCAAAGUGCCUUAACCAAGUCCGCAAGAGGAGCGGGUUUGUGUCCUGAGCAUGCUGACCAGUACGCCACUGAUGUCUCUAGAGUUUUGAAAGGCCCAGAUCCACUGGAAGAUGGGGUUGUCGUCGAUGACUUCAAGAUUGGCGACCGCAUCUGGGUCAGUGGGAACAAACCCGGAACAAUAGCGUUUAUAGGAGAAACACAGUUUGCACCCGGUGACUGGGCUGGUAUUGUUCUGGAUGACGGCAUCGGCAAGAAUGAUGGCAGUGUUAUGGGCAUUAGAUACUUCCAGUGUGAGCCAAAGAGAGGAGUGUUCUCCCGGCUAAGCAAGCUCUCUCACACACCACACUCACCAUCCCGGCCACUGUCACAAGGAUAUGACAGCAACUCCAGCGAGUCAAAGUUUUCUUACUCAGACUUCAGACCCUCGUCACAGGUAGCGGCAACAAACGGAACCAGUGCUCCUGGCUCUGCUGCUUCCUCCAGACCUUCGUCUCGGCUCGGCCUUAACUCCAGCAAACACCUGUCUACGUCCUCAUCCAGUCUACACAAAGCUUCAGAUAUCACCACUCCUCCAGGAUCUGCUGGGGGCACGAGACUCCCUGGUGCUUCCCUUGGGGGGACCAAACUGGGUGACAGGGUUCUGGUUAGUGGCUCCAAGCCGGGCAUCUUGCGCUUCAUUGGAGAGACAGACUUUGCCAAAGGCGUCUGGGCUGGGGUGGAACUGGAUGAACCCCUGGGGAAAAAUGACGGGGCUGUGGCUGGCAAAAGGUAUUUUGACUGCAAGCCAUUGCACGGCCUGUUUGCGCCGAUCCACAAAAUUUCCCUAGCAGAUUUGGGAGUCACCACACCUUCACCACACUCGCGCCCAGUCAUGUCCACCAGCCUGCGCAGCUCUCGGGAGCGCAGCGGCAGCCAGGAAAGUGUCUCAUCAUUGUCCUCCACAGCGUCCAGUGUGUCCAGAUCGCGGGUAAGGUUGGGAGUGACCUCUUUGGCCAGCCAGGCAUCCAAAACUGGACAGAGACCCAACACGCUAAAUCUGUCUGCCACAACUGCUGCACUGCAGAAAGCACUGAAAGAAAAGGAGGAACAUAUAGAACAACUACUCCGAGAGAGAGACCUAGAGAGGUCAGAGGUGGCUAGGGCUGCAGCUCACGUAGAUGAGGCUGAGAGCCAGUUAAGUUUCAUGAAAACAGAACAGAGCAAGCUGCGCAUGGAAGCAGACGACCAGAUCAUCAAAUACAGGGCACUGGUAGCUGAUCUGGAGAAUGAGAAACAAGAACUGCUAGCCUUCCUUGAAGAAGAGAAGAGAAAAGUUGAAGAUUUGCAAUUCCAGUUGGAAGAAGAGACAUUGAAAGAUGAUAGCGAUAGUAAAUCAAAUGCUGCCAGUGAACUACAGGUGAAAGAGCUGGAACGGCAGGUGAAAAAGGAGAAAGACAGGGCUGAUAAUCUGGAGAAGGAGUUGGGUCAGUUUAAGCAAAACAUGGAGGGCCUUCACAGGGUAGCAGAGGAAUCCAAAAAGUCACAGAGAUCAUAUUCAGACCAGCUUGAGAAUUUAACACACAAGCUGGCCCAGGCAGAGUCCAAGGUGAAGAACUUUGAGAUGACUCGACUAGAGGAUGGAGCCAAGGUCAGCCAAGUCGGCAUUGAGCUGACCGAGAAGCAGAACCAGGUGAAAGACCUCGAGGCACAGCUAGUAGCACAACGUCGUGAGCUGUCUUCUGUGUCACAGCAGCUGAACGAUUUGAAAGAAGAGCUCUUUGCAAGCAAUGAGAAGAGGAAGAAACAGGAUGAAUAUAUUAAAGAACUGACAGAUAAGCUCAAGCUGACAGAAAACCAACAUAAUGAAAUGAUGGAUGAGAUUCGUAAUGCUAAUUCAAAUAGUGCAGAUCUUCAAAGACAGCUGACAGCAAGCAAGACCAAAGCUGAGGAAUUGGCUUCCGAGAGAGCCAUAUUGGAGGCACAGUUGUCGGAGAUGAUGACCGCAAAUUCUGGGGACAGCUCAAGUCAGCUGGCCGCACUCAGUGACCAGCUAAUGGACAGGACUAGAAAACUCGAGGAUCUACAAAAAGACUUGUUGAACUCUUCUCAAAACCUAGCUAAGGUUGAGGAGAGUUAUCGGGGGUUGGUGCAGGAGAAGGACAGGGAAAUUCAAGAGGUUACAAAAAAUUUUAAGGUUAGGAUUGUGGGACUGGAGGAGCAGAUUAGUGAACUGAAUUCAUUAGUAGAAAAAUCUAAGGCCAAGGCCAGUCAAUUAUCAGAAACCUUUGAAGCAGAGAAGAAAGAGGCUUUAGAACGUAGCGAGUCAGAGAUUAGGGAUCUGCAGCAGCAGCUUUCACACAUAAACAAGGAACUCAACAAACAACAAGACAACACAGCAGCACACAAGCAAUUACUCGAGAAGGUCACACUGGAGAAGGAGGCUCUACAGUAUGAAAAACAGCAGGCAGAAAAACACUUGAAACGGGCAGAGGAAGAGAAAAGCAUCCUCAACACAGAAUUAAUCCAGGCCAGGGUGGAGGCCAGCAAACAUCUGGAGGAGGUGGAGAAGUCAAAGAAGGCCAAGUUGGAGCUGGAGGACAAGGUGGAGAAGCUCAGCUUACAAGUGGAGUUUAUUACAAAGGCUAGAGAAGAG
Candidula unifasciata is the source of this 2778-nucleotide messenger RNA. The record is from the annotation of a GenBank genome assembly. Lineage: Eukaryota; Metazoa; Mollusca; Gastropoda; Stylommatophora; Geomitridae.